CAGUGUUGCGUUAAUUUUUUCCUCUCUUGCCUGCUGUUAGUACUGUUUGGUACCAUUCAGUUGUGCAUGGUGCGCCAUCGAGCAGCCACCGUUAUCGUCUGCCCGUUGGUUUGGCCUCCUUUCUCGACAACUCUUCAAAAUCUCGACGCUUUCAGAAGAAAGUAUUGAUUUUGGUUGCAGCAGAUCGAACAAAAUAUCGAUUUGUUUGAUUUAAUUUGCAUGGGAUUAUUUAUAUUAUUGCAGAGAUGACCGUUACCAUAAUUUCCAAACACGAACUGAUACCUGAUGGCGAUUCUUCGGACAACGAAACCUGCUGUACAACGUACGAGAGUGUCAAGGAGCAGCCUCAUCCACACGAUCACACGGAAUCUUUGCUCGAAGAUUUAGAAGUGUGUGAAACUAUUGAAAAAUACGAGAAAAAUGGGCAAUACGAGGAAGUUUACUAUCAGAAGGCCAGAGUUUUAUUAAAUUUCGAGGAUGCGCCAGUAUAUAUGCAACAUAACGAGUAUAUAAGACGAGGUUACAGAGGAAUGCUUGAUACUUCGAUGUGUAUGGAGAGUAUUUUUUGGUGGACAAACGAAACGAUCAACAUAUGGUCCCAUAUUUUUGGUUUAGUCCUUUUCAUAUCUUUAACAAUUUUUGAUCUAAUAAUACUGAAGAUUGAUGCUCCGCUCAGCGACAAGAUUCUUGUAGGAACUAUUUUAAUAUGCUUUCAGUUAUGUAUGGGGUUAUCAGCAUUAUAUCACACAUUCUGCUGCAGAUCAGAAGAGGAUUGUAAUUACUAUCUGUCCUACGAUUUAUUUGGAAUUGCUCUCUCGUUAUAUGGGAUAUACGUUUCGGGAAUAUAUUACGGCUUUUGGUGUGACCAAUUGUUGAAGAACUUUUAUUUAAUUACUGUAACGGUCAUAUUCAUAAUAGCCAUGAUAUUGCAAAUUCCAAGAUUAAACAUUAACACUAACAUCAAGAUGAUCACGUUUGUCUCGUGGGCAGCAUAUGGAGUUGUACCCACUUUCCACUGGGCUAUCAAAAUGGGUAGUUUUGAAAAUCCUCUUGUUGCUAUGAUGUUACCGAGAGUUUUCGGAAUGUACGCAAUUAGCGGUACUGCGUUUUUCAUCUACAUUGCCAAAAUCCCGGAAAGAUUUUUAGCUGGAAAAUUCGAUUAUAUCGGCCAUUCUCACCAGUGGUGGCAUUUCUUCGUAGUGGGAGCGUUAUAUUAUUGGCACAAUACAGGAAUGAUGUACGUAGAAUACAGAUUGAACCAUGCCUGUGCGAAUAGCUUGAGGAUACCAUAGAAUAUGUUACUUUAAGUUAUUUGAAUUAUUUAAGUAUUAUUUUUAUUGGUAUAUCUUAAGCUAUAUACAUUUAUGUUUGUUAUUAUUUUAUUAAAAUGUGAUACUUUUUUACUUUAUUUUUUACCAAUUUUUAUGUAUGUUUUGCGUUUGUUAAUAUUUAUAUCUAAUUUGACAUUAAUUUGUUCAAUUAUAAAAAAAAUAAUUUGUC
Molecule: messenger RNA, 1500 nt
Organism: Sitophilus oryzae (rice weevil)
Lineage: Eukaryota; Metazoa; Arthropoda; Insecta; Coleoptera; Curculionidae
Product: progestin and adipoQ receptor family member 3
Exons: 7
Coding region: 246-1292 (348 amino acids)
Cellular component (GO): membrane
Molecular function (GO): signaling receptor activity
Source: RefSeq, a predicted model, not a curated record